CACAAAAUGUCGACGCCGCCAGCAGCAGCAGCGCCGCCAGCUGUGCCCGAUGCCGGGGCCGACGCCGGCUCGUCAAGCCAGCCGCCGAAGCCGCACCGCCCGAACCCCAAAGUCGCCGUCUACGUCUCCGGCGCUGCGUUCGCGCUCACGCUCGGCCUGACAGCCAUGAUCAUCCCAUUCGUGCGGCAAGCGGCCAAGUUGCAAGCGGAGCAGGUCGCGCAGGCCGCCAAGGCGAGCGCGUCGCGCGCUGCCGCCCUCCCAGCGACACCAGCGGCCCCGGCCAACGCCGCCGCGCUGGGUUUCCGCGACGCGCUGGCCGCUGCGCGUGAGCACAAGGCGAAGGAGGAAGACGAGGAGUGGGGCAAGCCCGUCGAGCAUGUGUCUCCAUGGUUCGGGCUGCAGGCGCUCGCGGCCGCCACCGCGCUGGUGUUCGGCACGGCGGGGCUCGGCGCGUGGGGCGCGGCAAAGUACAUGGACGUCGGGAGUAUGGACGAGUUCUCGGCCAAGAUGCGGCAAAACGUCGAGACGACCUACCCCGACUUUGUCUCCUCGGUCCGCCGCGUCGACCCCGAGGCGGACAAGAGCGUGUCCGGGCCCAGCGUGAUCGACCAGCACGGCGAGCUCGACGAGGAGCGGCUGCGCGACUGGGUCAUCAGUCUGGGCGAGGGGAUCGACGAGUAGGACUAGAGCGAGCGUAGCGAGCAGCAAGGCAGCGCUACGACACAUAACAUCUGCAUGGCAUACAACUUGGCUUGGUUCGACUCGACUGCUCCGCUCGGCGCCGCCUCCGCGAGCCUGGCGCGCACCGCGCGGCCUUUUCACAUUGUCUUCUGGUCCUUGCUUCUUCCUUUGUCUGCUUCUCUCGUCUGCUCGCUUCUUCCUCGGUCUCGCGGCGGGCUUGUUGGGUUUGGUUUGACAGGUUACGUGUGCGGUGUGCGCCGGUGGCUGUCGACACGGCGCGCCCUAGGUGGUGGGCGUGAGCGCCUAGUCCUUGCCCUCCUGUGGUGUGUCAGCUUACGAGGCGGAGCCCAAGGGUGAGAGGGUGGGUGGAGGUGGUAGCUACAGCCUCGGGCGCGAGCGCCGCCGCUGACGCAGCACUCGCAUCUCCCACACGCCCACGCCCACUCACAUCGUGCCGCUUCUUGAGCUCGUCGAACCCCUUGCCCGACGACCCAGUGGCGAGCUUGGAGCGCACCCCCUUGGUGACCUUGGGCUUGUAGUCGCCCGUGUCGUUGCGCUUGGCCUCGGCCUUCUUCUCCUUCUUGCCGGUGAAGAGGGGGCCCUCGGUGUCCUUGGGCGCCGUGUGCGCGAGCGCGUCGGCCGAGAUGGCGCGGGUCGCGGGGAGAGUGGUGCGGGCGAUGAGGCGGGGGGCGAGGCGGGUGAGCAUGGUGUGGUGUGGUGGUGGUGGUG
This is a messenger RNA of Vanrija pseudolonga, 1410 nucleotides long. RefSeq lists its product as uncharacterized. The transcript has 3 exons. The coding region runs from base 7 to 681 and encodes 224 amino acids. Lineage: Eukaryota; Fungi; Basidiomycota; Tremellomycetes; Trichosporonales; Trichosporonaceae. The record is from RefSeq and is a predicted model, not a curated record.